CCUAGACGUAUCCCAUGUACUUCCGGUAGGGCUGAUAGGCGAGAGCCGAGGUCGUAGUGCACUGUCAGAUCACGACACCUCCGCCUCGACGGCCUCUGCAUCCUCGUCGGGCGACGGCGCUAGCACGGACUGGGAUCCGAGGCUGUUUACAUUCAUCCCCCAGCCAUCCGCACGUCAGCUCAACAGCUCCAGCCCUCCCCCACAACAACCUUCCCCGGCCGCCGCAUUCACCUUCUCUACGCGCCCAUCUGCCUUCCGCUGCCGUCGCAUCCCAUUGAGCCGCCAUGUCGGUCAAGUUCGACAAGGAAACCUUCCAUUCGACGGCCGCCGCCGUCGACGCGGCCUCCAAGGGCAACGACGACCUGAUGCACGAAAUCGGUCAGGCCAUCACCAAAGGCGGCGGUCCCAAUGGCUACCUUGCUGCCUACCUCAAGCAGCUGCAGAGCAACCCAUUGCGCACCAAGAUGCUCACCUCGGGUACCCUCUCCGGCCUGCAGGAGUUCCUCGCCUCAUGGAUUGCCCAUGACCGGAGCAAGUCGGGCCACUACUUCACCUCGCGUGUCCCCAAAAUGGCCAUCUAUGGUGCUCUGAUCAGUGCGCCCUUGGGCCACGUCCUGAUCAGCGCGCUCCAGAAAGUUUUCCAGGGCCGCAAGAGUCUGAAGGCGAAGGUCCUGCAGAUUCUUGCUAGCAACUUGAUCGUCGCGCCUAUUCAAAACAGCGUCUACCUGAUCUGCAUGGCCCUCAUCGCCGGCGCGCGCACUUUCCAUCAAGUCAAGGCUACCGUCAAGGCUGGUUUCUGGCCCGUCAUGAAGGUCAGCUGGGUCGUCUCGCCCCUAUCUCUGGCCUUUGCCCAGCAGUUCCUCCCGGAGACCACCUGGGUACCCUUCUUCAACAUUAUUGGUUUCAUCAUCGGCACAUACAUCAACGCCCACACCAAGAAGAAGCGAUUAGCCGCUCUCAGGCGAAAGCACUACGGCGAGGGUGGCGGAAGGACCUCUCGUCCCGGCUCGCGCCCCGGCUCAGUCAGUGGAAGGGCUGUUGACGAAUACGGUCGUCCCGAUGACCGCCCACGUUAUUAAUAAUCAGGGCUAGUGGUGGCGGCGCAAACAUGUCCGGAGUCCUGUUCGCUGUUCUACCCGCAUCGAUAGUGGCAAGCGCCUAUGUAUCGAGACAAGCCUAUUACCCGUUUUUGUUUAUGUGUUACGACAUCCUCGGGAGGAAGGAGAUUCGGCUAAUAGUCAGGCGCUUCAGCAUUUCGUGCGCAUCCAUUCUCACUCCUCUUAUGUGCUUUGUAUAUCCCAUCUGUUGUUUUUUGUUCUAUGAUUGGAGCCGCAUCUGGUGUUGCUGCAGGCUUCGUUAGCU
This is a messenger RNA of Bipolaris sorokiniana ND90Pr, 1362 nucleotides long. RefSeq lists its product as uncharacterized. Gene Ontology annotation, cellular component: membrane; cytoplasm. The transcript is spliced from 3 exons. Lineage: Eukaryota; Fungi; Ascomycota; Dothideomycetes; Pleosporales; Pleosporaceae. Bases 285 to 1079 code for a protein of 264 amino acids. The record is from RefSeq and is a predicted model, not a curated record.